This is a messenger RNA of Loxodonta africana (African savanna elephant), 2775 nucleotides long. RefSeq names its product beta-1,3-galactosyltransferase 1 (gene B3GALT1). The coding region runs from base 272 to 1252 and encodes 326 amino acids. Gene Ontology annotation, molecular function: N-acetyl-beta-D-glucosaminide beta-(1,3)-galactosyltransferase activity. Gene Ontology annotation, cellular component: Golgi membrane. The transcript has a single exon. The record is from RefSeq and is a predicted model, not a curated record. NCBI's taxonomy places the organism in Eukaryota, Metazoa, Chordata, Mammalia, Proboscidea, Elephantidae.
ACUGUGCUUUCUUCAUUUUACAGAGUUAAGAGGACGGUUUAUAAAGCAUGGGAACUUCCGUCAGGUUUGGAAGAACAUAGAUUGAAUUUAAGAUUCAAGAACAUACAUUGAAAUGCAAGACUGCCACUAAGACCCAUGAACAAUCCCACACUCUCGCUUCUCUAUCGAACUUUAAGAUUGCUUAGUAAUAUGCUGCCUUCGCAAGAUGAAAAGAAGCUAGUGCCAAAAAGGCAUUUUAUUCAAUAUUUGGAAUAGACGUGCUCUUAAGACAAUGGCUUCGAAGGUCUCCUGUUUAUAUGUUUUGACGGUUGUGUGCUGGGCCAGCGCUCUUUGGUACUUGAGUGUAACUCGUCCUACUUCUUCCUACACUGGCUCCAAGCCAUUCAGCCACCUAACAGUUGCUAGAAAAAACUUCACCUUUGGCAACAUAAGAACGCGACCUAUAAACCCACACUCUUUUGAAUUUCUUAUAAACGAGCCCAACAAAUGUGAGAAAAACAUUCCUUUCCUUGUUAUCCUCAUCAGCACUACCCACAAGGAGUUCGAUGCCCGCCAGGCAAUCAGAGAGACAUGGGGAGAUGAGAACAACUUUAAAGGGAUCAAGAUAGCCACUCUCUUCCUCCUAGGCAAGAACGCUGAUCCUGUUCUGAAUCAGAUGGUAGAGCAAGAGAGUCAAAUCUUCCAUGACAUUAUUGUGGAGGACUUCAUUGACUCCUACCAUAACCUUACCCUCAAAACAUUAAUGGGGAUGAGAUGGGUGGCCACUUUUUGUUCAAAAGCCAAGUACGUCAUGAAAACAGACAGUGACAUUUUUGUAAACAUGGACAACCUUAUUUAUAAACUACUGAAGCCCACCACCAAGCCAAGGAGAAGAUAUUUUACUGGCUAUGUCAUCAAUGGAGGGCCAAUCCGGGAUGUCCGUAGUAAGUGGUAUAUGCCCAGGGAUUUGUACCCUGACAGUAACUACCCACCAUUCUGUUCGGGGACUGGCUACAUCUUUUCAGCCGAUGUGGCUGAACUCAUUUACAAGACCUCACUUCACACACGGCUGCUUCACCUUGAAGAUGUCUAUGUGGGAUUGUGUCUUCGAAAGCUGGGCAUACAUCCUUUCCAGAACAGUGGCUUCAAUCACUGGAAGAUGGCCUAUAGUUUGUGUAGGUAUCGCCGAGUUAUCACCGUGCAUCAGAUCUCUCCAGAAGAAAUGCACAGAAUCUGGAAUGACAUGUCAAGCAAGAAACAUCUCAGAUGUUAGGAUUUUUACCGAUGUAAAUACGUUUCUUUUCUUUUUUAAGAAAUGGGGCCUAAGAUACCGGUAUUUUACAGGUGUCACCAGGGGACAUGAACUGGAGAAGGGGUUUUGUAAAAAGUUUUUUCUUCCCAUCCUUAGUACCUUUCUUUGAUUACCAAUGUACAAAUGUGAGGCUCUGGUCAUAGAAACAACACGUAAGCCAGAAGGACCAUGAAUCAUUCUCAGGUCCGACAGCAUUACCAUUUAUCUCAAAAAGCAAGUUCCAAACAACUCUUAGGAUUUACGUAAUCAGGUACUGUGCGCAUCUAAGAUAAAAAUCUGGGUUUGAGAAACUGGAACUCGUAGUAAUGUCUUCAUAUCAUUUCUGCAAAAAAAAAAAGUAAAUAACUUUAAAAUAUUCAGAAAUGACACAUAGUCAGGAAGACACACUGGAUGUGAUUGUUAAUAUUGUGUGUGUUGUUAUUGCACUGAGUUUUUUACACCUAUUUCCAUGUAAUACGUGCAGUAUUAGCACUUCCACCAAGAAAUGAACUUAGUACUGGUGGGGAGGCUGAAGUUAAAUAGAUGGAAAUUUAAACUUGAGAAUCAAAUACUCUUUAUGUUUGGGAGACAACUCUGCUUGCUCAUCCAUGGAAUAAACCUGGCCAGCAGGUGGAAUGUAUAUAAAAUGCUACUUAACUAAGUAAACAAGAGGUUUAUUUUUUGUUGUUUUUGUUUGGCUCUUUCAGAAAAAAACAUGGUGCCUCCAAGGAGACUUUGCCAAGUGUAAUCUCACCUGCUUCCCUCCAUACAGUGUGCUAAGUGCAUUUCACAGUUUCUGGAUCAUGCAGGCACAUGUCUCCAUGUGUAGAAAACAGGUUGAUAGGAGGCCAGAAGAAUGAUAAAUCACACUAAGAAGUACAAAUUUAUGUAUGCAUUAUAAUUUACCUAAGUUUAGCAAUAGUAUAAGAUGCCCCUCACAAAGCAAGGGAGAAAAUCUUUCACAGUCACCAAUUUUAUUGAAAGAGUUGGCCCUGCAGUUGAUAGAUGUAAUGACAGGGAUGGAUUACCCAAUAAUCAAGGUACACACGGACUUAUUUGUGCCACAUCAAGGAUAUGGUGAAACCCAUGUGAAAUCGUGCACUACGGAUUAGUAAGUAAACACAAUUAUGCCCACGUGUGGCUUGCUUACUGGUUAAUCUGAUCCUGCAGUAAUAACCCCAUAACAACUGAAACGUCCAAGUACCUUUAGCUGCAAAGCUACAAUGAGGUGUUCUUGUGGCACUGUGACUGAGGUUCACGGGCAAGAAGCUGGGGAAGCUUGGGGUCGGGUCCUAUUCUUGCCAUCAUACUUAAUGGGUCAUGUGAGCUGGCAUCUUAACCUUGCUGUUCUUCAAUAUGCUCAUUUAUAAAAUGACUGUAAACAAACAAACCCACCUACCUCCCAGGAGCUGUGAGAGCAAAUUGAAUUUGCUAAGUGUUUUGAGAUCCUUAGUUUAAAAGGUGCUACAUAACGCAAUACGUCAUGCAUUAGUCUAAAUGCUAAA